AUGGCCGAGUCAAGUGACUGUGCUCCCCCAUCCGCUCUUAUCUGGGAGGAAGACGGGCCGGGUUUGGAUGACGAAGACGACGACGGUGUCCUGAAGAAUGACAUGGCGGCGCUCUGCAACGAGAUACUCGCCCUGGAAGCAGACGGCGAAUACGUAGAGUGGCUGGUGAGCAGAGAGAAGGAUCGCGAGAGCAGAACUCGCGACUCGUCGCCCGAGAGCUCGUGCGACCCCGCUCGUUCUGGUGCCAUUCGAUGGAUUGUUGAAGCGCAGCGCUGUUUCCGAUUCGGAUUGAGAACGGCGUACACCGCGGUGGCGUACUUUGACCGCUUCUUUGCGCACAAAACCAUUGACACAAUGAAAGGCAAAACCUGGGCAGUCGAAUUGCUGUCGGUGGCAUGCUUGUCGUUGGCGGCGAAGAUGGAAGAACACAGCGCGCCUGCGGUCUCAGAAUUCCGAGUGAAAGGCUACAGAUUCAGCAGCGAAGCAGCACAGAGAAUGGAGCUUUUUGUCUUGAGUACAUUAGAGUGGAGGAUGCUUCCCGUCACGCCUUUCGCUUAUCUGAACGUCUUCGCAUCCAAGUUUGAUGAACGUGGACAGAAGGGAUUGAUAUCCAAAGCCAUCGACUUCAUCUUUGCAGCUAUGGAAGGUUGGUAACAGUCGCUUAAUCUGAUACCUAUUGAUCUUUAAAGCCAAAGGAAGCUUGAAACCAUAAGAUGGAUAAGUGCAGUGAUGAAUUUAGUGGAUUUCCAACCAUCAACUAUAGCUGCUGCAGCAGUUCUCGCUGCAUGGGA
Musa acuminata AAA Group (dessert banana) is the source of this 791-nucleotide messenger RNA. Its product is annotated as cyclin-D5-3-like. Gene Ontology annotation, biological process: regulation of cyclin-dependent protein serine/threonine kinase activity; mitotic cell cycle phase transition. Bases 1 to 654 code for a protein of 217 amino acids. NCBI's taxonomy places the organism in Eukaryota, Viridiplantae, Streptophyta, Magnoliopsida, Zingiberales, Musaceae. The record is from RefSeq and is a predicted model, not a curated record. Gene Ontology annotation, cellular component: nucleus; cytoplasm; cyclin-dependent protein kinase holoenzyme complex. Gene Ontology annotation, molecular function: cyclin-dependent protein serine/threonine kinase regulator activity. The transcript has 3 exons.